Centrocercus urophasianus (Greater sage-grouse) is the source of this 1240-nucleotide messenger RNA. It is a transcript of the gene NEIL2, whose product is annotated as nei like DNA glycosylase 2. Gene Ontology annotation, molecular function: zinc ion binding; DNA-(apurinic or apyrimidinic site) endonuclease activity; DNA N-glycosylase activity. Gene Ontology annotation, biological process: base-excision repair. Bases 120 to 1103 code for a protein of 327 amino acids. Lineage: Eukaryota; Metazoa; Chordata; Aves; Galliformes; Phasianidae. The record is from RefSeq and is a predicted model, not a curated record. The transcript is spliced from 5 exons. Gene Ontology annotation, cellular component: nucleus.
AGCCAGCAGAGGAGCUCUCUUGCUGCUUAUAUGUUAGUGGCUGGAAGGGCCUUCUUUCUCUGGAGAAGGGUGCUCUAAGGCACCAAGGGUGAGAAGGACCUGCCUUUUAGCUGGUAGAGAUGCCAGAGGGCCCAUCAGUGAGGAAGUUCCAGCUGCUGACCUCACGUUUUGUGGGACAAGUGGUGGCCAACGUGGGGGGAAGCAGCAAGAAGAUUAAUGUGAAUGACCUGAAUGCCCUGAGGCUCCAGGAUUCCCAGGUCCAUGGGAAGAACUUAUUCCUAGCGUUUGUGGCAGCCAGCUCUCCCUUAGAACCAAGUGUGGAAGAGACAGAGCUGCAAAAAGAGGCUGCCACAGGGUCUAGGUCCCUUGUUCAGGGAAAGCAAGGGCAGGUUUGUGCUCCAUUGACUCCGACCCAGGAAGAAGAGCUGCAGGAACUGCAGAACUCCAGACCUGGUGCUCCAAGUGCAGCAGGGGGCCCAGGCUGUUGGCUGCGCUUCCACUUCGGUUUGUUUGGCAGCGUUCGGGCAAACGAGUUCUCAAGAGCAAGCAGAGCCAAUAAGAGGGGGGACUGGAAGGACCCUAUACCCAGGCUGGUGCUGUAUUUUGAGAGUGGAGGCUUCCUUGUUUUCUACAACUGCCGAAUGCACUGGUGCUCAUCUCCGGUGGCUGAUCCCACUUCUGACAUCCUGUCUGCAGAAUUCCACCGUGGCCGGGCACUGGAUGCCCUCUGCACAUCUCAUCCCAUCUGCUACACCCUCUUGGACCAGAGAUACUUUUCAGGGCUGGGGAACAUCAUUAAAAAUGAAGUCCUGUACCUGGUGAAGAUCCACCCGUUAACACAAGGAUCUCUCUUGGCUCAGUCGGAUCUGGAGCAUCUGCUUGAUUGUGCCAUUCAGUUCACCUCCGACUGGCUGCAGAGCAAGCUGCAAGGCAAAGGGCUGCACCUGCAGAUCUACCAGAAAGAGCAGUGUCCUCUUGGGCACGUAGUGAUGAAAGGAGCCCUAGGACCCCCAGGUGGCUGGAAAAGGCUUACAUGGUGGUGUCCUCAGUGCCAACCUGCAGUGCUGCCAGGGGAUGGGGAUCUGGCCCUGGGCACUGAGUGACAUGGCUCUAUGUUCCUAUUUUUUUUUUUUUUUCCUUAUGUAGUUCAGCGUUAGAUAAUCCUGUGCCUGCUUAGAGCUGAGUAUGCGUUGUAUAGUGAUUAGGUGUGGUUAAAAUUAAAUGGUUGUUCUCUCCAUCA